Molecule: messenger RNA, 426 nt
Organism: Cylicostephanus goldi
Lineage: Eukaryota; Metazoa; Nematoda; Chromadorea; Rhabditida; Strongylidae
Source: the annotation of a GenBank genome assembly
UUGCAUCAGGUUGCUCCCCAAUUUGGACCGGUCAAUGUCAACAACCCAUACGCAAUCUUACGGAAUGGGACUUUGAGAAAAGUUUUUGAAGCAAAGCGGAUCGGACCUGAUCCAUUGCCUAUCUACACCCCUCCGCCAAGGACAUUUCCACCGCAUGAGCCAGGAAAGGUGAAAGAGAAAUUUGGUGGUCCGGACUUUGCACGAGAAAACCAACGGGUAACGAGACCGCCAGUACGUAUAACAAGACCGCCCGCCACCAGAAGGACCCUUGCCACAACUGCUGCUACUAAUCAAGUAAAACAAGUGAAACCUCCAAUGAUUCCGAAUCAAAAUGACCUCCAAGCUGAAUCCGAUGCAGAGAACGAUGACGAUCCACCUGAUGAUGACCGUGCUGUUGAAGAAAUUCUACAGUCGAAUGGUGAGUAG